UAGCUCGAUCGGCAGGGCUGCAACGCACCUUGCCAUGUCCAUCUUCCAUCAAGACAGACCGGAAGCGCCGGGCAACCACGUAUUGUCCUCUGGCCGCGAGGUAGGCGCGAGCGAUUCGUCGACCAUGGUGUCCAUAAGUACCCGUCUCUUUCCCGCGUCUCGAACCCUCAUUCACUCCACUCCCAGAACCAAACUCGUAGUCAACAUCCAACUAGACAAUCUCCCACAAUCACAUUUCUUUGCUCGGAAGAUUACCACCACCCAGCAGCAAUUCAGAAUGUCGAACCCCAUCCCCUACGCCACCCUCGGCCGCGACGGCCAAGUCGCUGCGAAGCUCCAUACCCUUCUCAUGCCCGAGUACGAGCUCGUCCACGCCUGCCUCAACCUCGAGCAAGCCCGUGCUGAACUGCCCAACGUCUGCUCAGGCGUCCUGGACACGUCCAUCGCUUCCAAAAUCGGCACCAACGUCGACCGUCCCGUCGCGGAGCGCAAGACGCCCAAGGCACUCGUCUUUGGCGGCGGGAUCCCUGACCAGGAGGUUGAUGCCGUCAUGGCGGCUCUGAAGGAGAAACAGCCGCCUGCAGAGGUCAAAGUGGUGCGUGUUACGAGGGAGGAUAUCCUGGCCACGGGGGCACCGGGCCCGAGCCCCGAGGCGAUUGCCCAGGUCCUCAGACAGAAGCUGGGUGCGCUGGUCCAGAAUGGGGAGUUGUAGACAUUUUGCUUCGAAAGGGGGGACAGUGGUUGUACGGAACAGUGUGGUAUGAAAUGUGAUGCAAGCGGUGGGGUGUACGCAGUUGUUUAGGUACGAGUGACGGGAAGCUCAAAUCAGCAGUCAGCCUGCGGAGAACGGGGAAGGGUUACUAUUCACCUACCCAAGUGGGAAGCUAUCGCCAGGGCCCCGAAUUACCAAUUUCAUCAGCCAAACAAUUCUUUCAGCAGAUGCCUCCAAACAUCUUCUGCAAGCGCUCGUAGCGGAUGCGCUCCCACAUUCUGACCGCCGCCUGCCCCUUGUUCUGAGUCGCCAGCCUUGUGCAGAGAAGCAGCCAGCAUCACGCUAUCCUCCAUGGUUUAGUCAGCCCGCUAGAUCGAUGUCGACAGGAACGGAUGCGCGGCGUUUCCAAUCAACGCCGGCCGCGCCUUGGGGAACAAUAUGUCGACGGGGAAUCAAGCUU
Messenger RNA from Parathielavia appendiculata, 1172 nucleotides. RefSeq lists its product as uncharacterized. NCBI's taxonomy places the organism in Eukaryota, Fungi, Ascomycota, Sordariomycetes, Sordariales, Chaetomiaceae. The transcript is spliced from 2 exons. The record is from RefSeq and is a predicted model, not a curated record. The coding region runs from base 35 to 712 and encodes 225 amino acids.